This is a messenger RNA of Megalops cyprinoides (Indo-Pacific tarpon), 1445 nucleotides long. RefSeq names its product sarcoglycan, gamma (gene sgcg). Gene Ontology annotation, biological process: heart contraction; cardiac muscle tissue development. The transcript is spliced from 8 exons. Bases 407 to 1330 code for a protein of 307 amino acids. Lineage: Eukaryota; Metazoa; Chordata; Actinopteri; Elopiformes; Megalopidae. The record is from RefSeq and is a predicted model, not a curated record. Gene Ontology annotation, cellular component: sarcoglycan complex; sarcolemma.
GAGCGACUUGACGUGAUAGAUCGCGUGUCAUUUUCCCCUACUCCAGUUUUUUUUUUUAAUCGCAUGUAGACAUCAAAUAACAGAAAACUAUUGUAGGAGGUCCUGCGUGCUUGAGGUAGAUCUACUAUAAGACAGAAAGGAUUGACUGAAAUAAUCCAGCAUCAACGUCUCUUAUUUAUAAAACAGAUGUGUUUACUGGGGGACGUGUACAUCUAGCUUCCCAGAUAAAAAGCAUUUUUAUUUGAUAUGAGAAAAUACAAUUAGGCGCCGUCAAUUAAACCUUUAACCAAUUAAUUGAAACGCCAACUGGGUGGUUUCCAGGCACCCUACAGAGGUUGGAGCAGUCUAAUGAGGCAAAACCUGAUAGACUCACGCUUCGCUACAAUUCACAGAAGAGCAUCACUAAAUGAAUGACCAGCCAAUGGUCCGGGAGCAGUACGUCAGCACGACCCAGGAGAGCAGGGUCCCUGCCACAGACGCCGAGUAUCUGUACAUGAUCGGGAUCUAUGGAUGGAGGAAGCGCUGCCUGUACCUCUUCAUCCUCCUCCUCAUCAUCAUCCUCGUGGUCAACUUUGCCCUGACAAUAUGGAUCCUGAGAGUGAUGUGGUUCAACUCAGUGCGUAAGGCCUUGGCAUGUCUAGGCUCAAUGGAGGGAAUGGGACUGUUGAAAGUGAACGCUGACGGGCUGAGACUCGAAGGGGAGUCCGAGUUUCUCUUUCCGCUGUACGCCCAGGAGAUCCAUUCCAGAGAGGAUUCGUCUCUUCUUGUGCACUCUUCCCAGAAUGUGACUCUUACAGCCCGUGAUGGCAGUGGGGAUGUCACUGGCAGCCUGUCUGUGGGCCCACAGAUAUCGGAAGCCUUUGCGCAGUACUUUGAGGUGACUUCAAAGGACGACAGCACGCUAUUCUCCGCAGACGAGGAUGAGGUGGCGAUAAUGGUGGAGAAGCUGCGUGUCACUGGUCCGGAAGGUGGUCUGUUUGAACAUUCUGUUGAGACACCCCUGGUCAAAGGGGAUCCCCUCAAAGACAUACUGCUGGAGUCGCCCACCCGGUCUCUGAGCAUGGACGCCCCCAAGGGAGUCCACGUUAAAGCGCUGGCGGGGAACAUUGAGGCUGUGUCUAAUAUGGACGUCCUACUGCACACGAGUGGGGGAGGGCUGCUCCUGGAUGCCGAAACUGUGCGUCUGCCCAAACUGCCCCUGGGGACAGGAGGUGUAUUAGGGGCCACCGGCCCCCAGGGACUUUACGAGGUGUGUGCAUGCCCCAGUGGAAGGCUGUACAUCUCCAAGGCCAGCGUGACCUCCAACUGCCACAGAAACCACGACUGCUAGAGGAUCACAACCAGGCACCCACUCUUCAGGGACGUCGAACAUCAUGGAAAAAUCCCUUUUUUAUACCUCCAUUAAUGUGUAAAUUCAGUAACACCCAAAAUAUAGCCACCUCAAA